AUGAAUUAAAGGCCAAUUAAAAAUGGAUAUCUAUAACAGAAACACAUAUUUGGACUAAAAACUACUAAAUAUUUCUAUUUGGAAGGCACUCAAUUUCUAAUAUUUGAAGACGACAAAACUCAUAUUCCAUAAGAAAGAAUCGAUUUAUCAGGUUUCAUUGUAGAUGGUACUUGGUAAGAGGAUGGUUAUUAUACUUUCACACUCAGACAUUUGUAAUAAGAAAUAAUGAUGCAAUUUAUAUCAAUGACCUAUGAUGAUGCUGCUGAAUGGGUUAGUAAAAUUAAAUAAGCGAUUCUCAUUUCAGAAUAUGAGGCUCUGCUCCACUCUUCUAAUUAUCAGAUCCUCAUCGAUUCACAAAAAUCUUUAAAGAACGACAUUUCAAAUAUAACUAAAAAUAUCCCAGAAUAUGUGUAAAAAUAAUUAUAACUCUACCAAGAAUUAAGCAAAGAUAAGUGGGUUAUUGAGAAAUCAUUAAAAUAAAUGAAGUUAACAACAAUUCAAUCUUCCAAUAAUAUUGUAUUAAAGGGUGAAUAUGUAUUUAACACUUCUUUACAAAAAGUGGCCACAAUAAUUCAAAAAGGUGGAAAACUUUUGGAUUUAUUUAAAUAAUCGUCUGAUAUCCAUGAGAUUGAUUUGUAUUAAUAUCAUAAAGACACUUGGCAUUUUAAUAAUGAAGAAUCUAAAUAUAUAUAGUUUGAUUUCCAAAGGAAUAAUUCAUUUUUCUUGACAAGAGAAUCAGUCAAAGAAGGCUAAUUUCCCAUUGUUAAGAAUUCUGAUAAUGAAUCUAAGAAAAAACUCAUAUCAAUAUUUAAGAUAUUGGAAAUUAUUCAUGCAGUGGAAGAAGACUCAAAAUGUUACAUUUAAUAUAUGCAGGUCGUAAAAAAAGACUAAAAUGAAAAAAUAAUUAGAAAAUUAGUGAAAGAGUAAAUAAUUAAUUUGUCAAUAAUAUCAACAGAAUUGGAUUUGCUUUUGAUUUAAAUUAAUAAUGAAGCUUUACCAAUAGCAUAAUCAAGAAUUGUGCUUGAAACCCAUCAUUCAAAUAAUGAUAAUUAAGAAAAUGAAUUUUCAAAAGGCGAAAAUGUUCAUUUUCCCCCUUAAGAUCGCUAAGGAUAUGUAGAUAAUCAGUUACAACCUAAUGUGUCUGCAAAGAAAUAUGAAAAUAUGCAUAAUAGAAUUAUACACUAAAAUGAAGAACAAUUAAAAGCUCUGGCAGAAUUAAAAGAGAAGAUAGGUCAUUUAUUUUUGAAUGACUAGGCCAUGAUCAGGUAUUUGAUUGCAAGAAAUUAUAAAGUUAAUGAAACCGAAAAAAUGAUACUGAAAUGUUUACAAUGGAGGAAGGAAAAUAGAAUCAAUUCCAGAAAGACCUCUGACUACUAAAUGUAUGCUAAUGAAAAUGUUCAUACUUAAUUGGGAUUUUCAAGAUGGGGACAUCCAAUUUUAGUAACUAAUGGAAUGCAUUCACAUCCAGAAAAGUUUGAGACUAACUAAGGAUUCUCUGAAUAGGGCUAUUUGUAAUACCAUCAAAGUCUGAUGGAAGAAGGCAUCAGAUCUAUGAGAGGAUAUGUAGAUCAAUUUAUUGUCAUUAUUGAUUGUUAUAAACUGGCUCCCGCUAACUUCUCUUUCAGUGUAUUGAAAAAUGCUUUUAUAGAAAUCUUCAAUUAUUAUCCUGAAAGAUAAUUUAGAAUUUAUGUAAUAAAUACAAACUUCUUGACUCGCAGCUUUUAUGCUAUGUUAAAGCCUUUCUUGCCAUCUAGAACUGUAGAGAAGAUUAAUUUUGUUGGAUAAGAUUUCAAUGAGAUUAAGAAAGCACUUCUGAAAGAUUUGGAUGAGGAAACCAUUCCAGAAAGAUAUGGAGGCAAAAACAUACUAAUUUAAUGAUUAUAAUUAGAAUUGAAUACAAUUAUUGAAUUUUA
Messenger RNA from Paramecium tetraurelia, 1913 nucleotides. RefSeq lists its product as uncharacterized. Lineage: Eukaryota; Ciliophora; Oligohymenophorea; Peniculida; Parameciidae. The transcript is spliced from 9 exons. The record is from RefSeq and is a predicted model, not a curated record.